AUGAAAUUUAUUGCCUACCAAGACUGUACUAUUACACUACACCACUACUACUCUUACAGAAAUACUAACACACAAAAAUCUUUUUUAACAAGAAAAAACACUGAAAUAAAUACUCCUCAUUACAAUGGCAGCUGCUCAACUCCUUCCAUUUAUUCAUCCUCCUAUCACCUCAAACUAACCCACAUUCACAUUCAUAUUUUCUCUCUCUUCUUUCUCUUUCUACUGUUGAUAACAUACGAAAGGGUUCAGUCUUGAGAGAAGACGUGAUUUUGUUAUAGUAAUGUGGAAUUCCGGGGCGGAGAACGUGUUUGCAAGAUCGGAGUCGUUUAGAGAAGAAGGAGAGGAUGAAGAGGCGUUAAGAUGGGCUGCACUUCAGAGACUUCCGACGUACACAAGGGUACGUCGUGGAAUAUUCCGGAAUGUUCUAGGUGAUAGUAAGGAGAUCCAUGUUUGUAAGCUUGAAGCUGAUGAACGUAAGGUUGUCUUGGAUCGUCUUUUUAGCUCUGUUGAGAAUGAUCCUAUGUUGUUCUUCGAUCGAAUGCGCCGCCGUUUUCAAGCGGUAGAUUUGGAAUUUCCGAAGGUAGAAGUUCGCUUUCUGAACUUGACAGUAGAGUCAUAUGUUCAUCUAGGAAGCAGGGCGUUGCCAACAAUUCCAAAUUUCAUUUUCAACAUGUCUGAGGCUCUCUUAAGGAAGUUGCAUUUGUUCCCGGGCAAGAGGAAAAAAAUUACCAUAUUGGAUGAUAUCAGUGGAAUAAUCAGACCUUCUAGGUUGACCUUGCUAUUAGGCCCUCCUAGUUCUGGGAAGACCUCUUUGCUGUUAGCUCUUGCAGGACGCCUUCCACCUGGAUUGCAGAUGUCAGGGAGAAUCACAUAUAAUGGGCAUGAUCUCCGAGAGUUCGUUCCUCAGAGGACAUCAGCAUAUGUAAGCCAACAGGAUUGCCAUAUAGCAGAGAUGACUGUUAGGGAAACUCUAGCAUUUGCUGCACGUUGUCAAGGUGUUGGAAGCAAGUACGAUAUGCUUUUGGAGCUUGCAAGAAGAGAGAAGCAAUCUAGACUAAAACCUGAAGAAGACCUUGACAUAUUUAUCAAGGCUAUGUCUUUGGAUGGAAAAGAUACAAGCCUUCUUGUGGAUUAUAUACUAAAGAUUUUAGGUUUAGAUAUAUGUGCGGACACUCUUGUUGGUGAUGAGAUGAUCAAGGGGAUUUCUGGUGGCCAAAAGAAGCGGCUCACAACAGGUGAAUUAUUAGCAGGACAAUCUCGAGUGCUGUUUAUGGACGAAAUAUCAAAUGGUCUUGAUAGUUCAACUACUUACCAGAUUAUCAAGUAUCUCAAGCAUUCAACCAGUGCACUUGAUGGAACCACAGUGAUCUCGCUCCUUCAGCCUGCUCCAGAAACCUUUGAGCUGUUUGAUGACGUUAUACUGUUAAGUGAAGGUCAGGUUGUUUAUCAAGGACCACGCGAUUCUGUUCUUGAUUUCUUUGCAUCCAUGGGAUUUAUUUGUCCUGAAAGGAAGAAUGUUGCAGAUUUCCUGCAAGAGGUCACAUCAAAGAAGGACCAACAGCAGUAUUGGUCUGAUCUUUCUCGCGCAUAUCAAUAUGUUCCUGUAGAAAAAUUUGCACAAGCAUUCCGGUUUUUUUCAGUGGGGAGUAAUCUGUGCCGGGAUCUAUUUACACCUUUCAAUAAGUGGAAUAGUCAUCCUGCAGCUUUAUCAACUUCUCCAUAUGGUGUCAAGAAAUGGGAACUUCUUAAGAUUGGAUAUUCGUGGCAGAAGCUCCUAAUGAAAAGAAACUCUUUCAUCUAUGUCUUUAAGUUUAUACAGCUUCUUUUUGUUGCUACCAUUACAAUGACAGUAUUUUUCAGAACAAAGAUGCACCAUAAUACAGUUGAUGAUGGAGGCCUCUACAUUGGUGCACUCUACUUCUCCAUGGUUAUAAUUCUUUUCAACGGAUUUACCGAGGUCUCCAUGUUAGUGAUGAAACUUCCAGUUCUCUACAAGCAUAGAGAUUUGCACUUCUAUCCUUGUUGGGUUUAUUCUAUCCCUUCUUGGCUCUUGAGCAUUCCUACUUCACUAAUUGAAUCCGGUGUUUGGGUGAUUGUCACAUAUUUUGUGAUUGGCUAUGAUCCCAACAUUAUAAGAUUCUUCAAGCAGUUCUUGAUUUACUUUCUCCUGCAUCAGAUGUCUUUAGGACUUUUCCGUGUGAUGGGAUCCUUAGGUCGAAGUAUGAUUGUGGCCAACACAUUUGGAUCCUUUGCCAUGUUGGUUGUGAUGGGUCUAGGUGGAUACAUCAUUUCAAGAGAUAGCAUCCCCCGUUGGUGGGUUUGGGGUUUCUGGGUUUCUCCCCUCAUGUAUUGUCAAAAUGCAGUUUCUGUGAAUGAGUUCAGUGGUCAUUCUUGGGAUAAGCCUGUUGGGAAUACAAGACUCGGUGAAGCAGUACUGAGAUCAAGGAGUUUGUUCACGGAAAGCUACUGGUAUUGGAUUGGAGUAGGCGUAAUGGUUGCAUAUACAGUCUUGUUCAACGUCAUGUUCACAUUCAACCUUAAUUACCUUCAUCCCCUUGGAAAGAGACAAGCUGUAAUUUCUAAUACCGAAUUCAUAGAGAGGGAAAGGAAGAAGAGGGGUGAAACUGUGGUCAUCCAGUUGAGAGAAUUUUUGCAGCAUUCAGGCUCAUUAAAUGGAAAACCAUGUACACAAAGGGGGAUGGUCCUACCAUUUCAACCACUGUCAAUGUCAUUCAGUAACGUCAAUUACUACGUGGAUGUUCCUUUGGAGAUGAAACAACAAGGCGUAUCAGAAGAUAGAUUACAGUUGCUGGUUGAUGUCACCGGAUCUUUCAGGCCUGGUGUUCUCACUGCAUUGGUGGGUGUCAGUGGUGCUGGUAAAACAACCCUUAUGGAUGUAUUAGCUGGUAGAAAAACUGGAGGAUACAUAGAAGGAAGUAUAUUCAUAUCGGGUCAUCCCAAAAAGCAAGAAACAUUUGCAAGAGUAUCUGGCUACUGUGAACAGAAUGAUAUUCAUUCCCCGUGCUUAACUGUUUUGGAAUCACUUCUGUUUUCUGCUUGGCUACGUUUAUCAUCCGAAGUUGACUUGCAAACUCAAAAGGCUUUUGUAAAUGAAGUUAUGGAGCUUGUGGAACUCACUUCCCUGAGUGGAGCAUUGAUUGGUCUACCUGCUGUUGAUGGUUUGUCAACAGAACAAAGGAAGAGGUUAACAAUUGCCGUCGAAUUGGUUGCUAAUCCAUCAAUUAUUUUCAUGGAUGAGCCAACAACCGGAUUGGAUGCAAGGUCUGCAGCCAUUGUGAUGAGAACUGUGAGGAACAUCGUAAACACUGGUCGAACAAUUGUCUGCACAAUUCAUCAGCCAAGCAUAGACAUUUUUGAAUCAUUUGAUGAGCUUUUAUUUAUGAAGCGUGGGGGGCAAGUCAUAUAUGCUGGCGCACUCGGACCAAGAUCUUGCAAACUUAUUGAUUAUUUUGAGUCAGUGGAAGGGGUGCAGAAGAUCAAGCCUGGUUAUAACCCCGCAGCAUGGAUGCUUGAUGUUACUUCAAUGGCAGAAGAAGCAAGCCUUGAUGUAGACUUUGCAGAAAUCUACAAAAGUUCGCGGCUAUUUCAAUAUAACAAAGAGUUGGUUGAUCGUCUCAGCAAACCACCUAGUAACUCUAAAGAUAUAACUUUUCCAACCAAAUAUUCUCGAUCAUUCUUUGAUCAGUUCCUGACGUGUCUCUGGAAGCAAAAUCUAUCUUAUUGGCGGAAUCCUCAGUACACAGCAGUUCGUUUCUUCUACACCGUUAUCAUCUCACUGAUGCUUGGAUCAAUAUGUUGGAAAUUUGGCUCUAAAAAGGAAACUCAGCAGGACAUUAUUAAUGCAAUGGGAUCGCUGUACGCAGCAGUACUUUUCCUCGGAAUUACAAAUGGAACAGCAGUUCAACCUGUUGUUUCCAUUGAAAGAUUUGUUUCCUACAGAGAGAGAGCUGCAGGGCUGUAUUCAGCUUUACCGUUUGCAUUUGCACAGGUAGCAAUAGAGUUUCCUUAUGUUUUUGUGCAGACAAUCAUUUAUGCAGCAGUUUUCUACGCCAUGGCUGCAUUUGAAUGGACAGCUUUGAAGUUUAUUUGGUAUAUGUUCUUCGCGUUCUUCACAGUACUAUACUUCACCUUUUUCGGAAUGAUGACUACUGCUAUAACACCCAAUCACAAUGUCGCCGCCAUAAUAGCUGCUCCAUUCUAUAUGCUAUGGAACCUCUUCAGUGGCCUCAUGAUCCCUUACAAGAGAAUUCCUGUAUGGUGGAGGUGGUAUUAUUGGAUCAACCCGGUGGCCUGGAGUCUUUAUGGUCUUCUUACCUCACAGUAUGGUGAUGAUAACACGCUGGUGAAGUUAUCAGACGGGGUUCGCUCGGUACCUAUAAGCCAGUUGCUGAAAGAUGGUUUAGGGUUCAGGAAUGAUUUUGUGGGCAUUGCCGGUAUCUUGGUAGCCAGUUUCUGUUUGUUUUUUGCUGUCAUUUUCGCUUACGCUAUAAAAUCAUUCAACUUCCAGAAAAGGUGAUAGAACACUCUACAAUCAGCUCUUACAGAGACAUGUAAUGAGUAAUCUGUAUAGCAAAUCUACAUACAUAUAGGCCAUUGAUUUUAUACUUUGGGACAUAUUGAUUACAAUUUGUUUUGCAAUGUUGGAAGGAAAUAAAUAUGCAUUUCAGACCCCUCCAAUAUCAGUAUAAUAAAAAAUUUCUUAAA
Messenger RNA from Chenopodium quinoa (quinoa), 4725 nucleotides. RefSeq names its product ABC transporter G family member 32-like. Gene Ontology annotation, molecular function: ATP binding; ATP hydrolysis activity; ABC-type transporter activity. Bases 281 to 4537 code for a protein of 1418 amino acids. Gene Ontology annotation, cellular component: membrane. The transcript is spliced from 24 exons. NCBI's taxonomy places the organism in Eukaryota, Viridiplantae, Streptophyta, Magnoliopsida, Caryophyllales, Amaranthaceae. The record is from RefSeq and is a predicted model, not a curated record.